CAGCGGUGCCUCGGGGAGGGCGGGCGCAGAGUGCCGGCGUGCACGCGCGCAUGAUUCAGCAGCUGCUCGCCGGCGCGCUUCGACGCGCGCGCGGACACGCGAAUUGCCGCGCGCGUCAUCCCCGGAGCACCGGGGCCGUGCGUGCGUGCGUGCGCCGGACGUUUUUCUUCCGCCACCGCGGGAGAGCGACACACACACCGCGUCCUUUGUCGCUGCUGCGGACGAGUGACGUCAGCGGCAGCCCCGCCAUUUCCGCAUCCUUGGCGCGGCGCGCGGACAGCUCUUGCUCAGCAGGUGGUCUAUGUCUUUGUCCGCCCCCGACAUGCCCACCAUGGUGUCCAGGUUGCCGAAAUUUGCUUCGUGGUCCAAAAGCGGCGCCACACCCGCCUCCCCGACGGCUUCCGCCACCACCCCUGGCCAGCGGGGGGCCGGCAGUUCCUCCCCCGGACCCCCCGCCUCCGUGAGACGGACAGGGUCCAUCCGCACGCCCACGGACUAUUCCACCAUGUGGAGGAAAGACGGCGGGGUCACGGAAGGGGGCGGGGCUGACAGGGAGGGGGCGGGGUCAAGGGGUGUCGAUGUCAAGCACCAUCUGAACAGAACCGCUCCCAAUUCUCCGGUGGACUCAAAGAAGCCCUCGUGUCCUGUGAAGGAGUCCAACAAGUCUCAAACACUUCCUGUUUCUAAAAGUGGACUUCCUGUUUCCAAGCGGAAGCCAAGCGGGUCGACCCCGACCAAACUUCCUGCUCUUCCUGGGUCCAAACUUCCAAGCAGAACCAGCAGCUCUGUGAGGCCCCAUCGGUGGUCCACUGGAUCUAGUGCGGCCACACCAGCACCUGGUUCUGGUUCUAGAACUGGUCCCCCCCUCCAUGCCGCUCUAACAGCCACCCGCUCGCUCUCCACCGGCAACCUCGGGUCGGUGCCACCGUCCCGCCUCGCCACAAACGACCGUUUGCGCUCACGUAGCCUGAUGGCGGUCCAGCGGCGUCCCUCGCCCUCCACCUCUAACACCACCGCCAAGCAGCCCGUCACUUCCUGUGCUCCACCUUCUGCUCAGGUGUCAGGUCCAGCUCCAGAGGGCGGGGGUCGGGGCGAGGCCCUCAAAGCAACCCCUUCUGCCUCGAAGAAGCCCCUCCUACCUGGGCUCAGCCCCGCCCCCAAGUUUAAUGGCAUCAGCUACAAGCUCUCACGGCCAUCGCUCAUUAAGACGCCCCGCCCCCUCCGAGCGACCCCCGUACACAAGUUCCUGAGGGACCCUGAAGUGGGCCGAGGAUCCUCAGUGGGGACGGCGUCCUCCACAGGAAGUAGUCCAGAGAGCCCUCCAGAGGGCCCAGAGUCUGAGGGGCUGCCGUCCCAGAGGGAGAUGUCUAUUCUGGGGGAGACGAUGGAGGAGAUGUCCCUGUCGUCCAGCUCGUCUCUGGACCAGAACCACACCAGUCAGGAGUACAUGGACGACUUUGACGACCUGGGAAACGGAGGUGUGGGCGUCGUCCUGCUCGCCAAAAACGACGAAGACGACUCCGGUCUGGACCGGACGUGUACCGCCUUCCGUGACCACGGGGUGGCGGUCAAUGGCGUCACCGAGGCGACAGAACUGAACUUUGUGGACCAGAGUUUGGACUGGGCUGUCAGGGCUGGUGAAGGACAGAACCAGCUGGGUCCUUUCAGCCAGCCGGAGUACCAGGAGCAGGGUUGCUCGUCCCUGGACUUGUCGCCCUCAGACAGCUACGGUUCUGGCGGCAUCUACAUGUGGGACGAGGAGGGUUUGGAGCCGCUGGGGGGCGCCGCCAUGGACUGCAGCGUGGCGCGGCGGGUCGGCAGCUUCGACUCUGACGUCAACGGCAGCGACGUGCUGACCAACGUGGACUCUUGUGACUUGGACGAAGACGACCUCAUGCUGGACGGAGACUCUCCCGAGGACACGUCCCUGCGCGACGCAGAGGAAGACGGGGUGUCCCGCAUGGCCGAGUGGAGGCGGAGACAACUGUGCUGGGGGACGCAGGAAGUCCACGAUGGCGACGACAGCGAGCCAGAAUGCUACAAGCUGAGCCAGGAGGACGCGGGCGGAGACGCGGUCCUCGGUCCUCACAGGCCUGCUGUGGAGGAGCUGCUGGGAGACUUUGGCGCCGUCAGGUCACAGCUGGAAGUCCUGAGGAGGUUACUUCUGCAGGACCAGGACCAGGACCAGGACCAGGACCACACGCUGACCACUGACACGCUGAGCCCUCAAGGUGCCCACCAAUCACAGAUUCUGCUGCAGGAGGUGCAGCAGCUGAAGGAGGAGCUGAGGAACAAAGAUGACAUUAUCUCACAUCUCACACAGCAACUGCAGGCUGUUGCCGUGGCAACCAGCAGGUGUCGCUGCCAGAAAGCAUCUGUCAGGUUGGAGCGACACACGCAGACAAGCAUGGCGGCGAAGGAGUGUGUCGCCUCGCAGACCACCUGGAGGGUCGCCCCCCCUGUCGCCUUCCUGUCUCCUCCCUGGCAGUACCAACGUUCUACACCAUACGGGGGGAGACCCCGGCCCAGCAUCCCCCCUCACCUCGCCAGGAAGAUUACAGGUACUUCGCUCCUCCCACCAGGAAGAGUAGAACCCACUAGCAAGCAUAAGCUCCUCCCACCUCGCGCUGCACAUCACGGACCGCCGUGAGGCCGACGCCCAGCAGGUGGCCUCCGUCCGCCUUCCAAGCCCCGCCUCUUCCGGUCCCGCUUCAGACGCCGGCGUGGCAAGAAGGGUCAGAGCGCCGCCUUCCUUCCCUUCGCCUGCCGGGCGAGCUGUCGGCGUCCCGGGCCGCCUUCCCAGCAUGCAACAGGAGGGCUGGCCUUGACUUGAACUGUGGAAGUGAAUUAUUGAGCACUGUGACUUUAAGAAGACGUAUUGCAACACCUCACAUGGAAGAUGCACUGGCCCUUUAAGAGCCCCCCCCCCACCCCCC
Nerophis lumbriciformis (worm pipefish) is the source of this 2936-nucleotide messenger RNA. RefSeq lists its product as uncharacterized. The record is from RefSeq and is a predicted model, not a curated record. Lineage: Eukaryota; Metazoa; Chordata; Actinopteri; Syngnathiformes; Syngnathidae. Gene Ontology annotation, molecular function: microtubule binding. Gene Ontology annotation, biological process: microtubule bundle formation. Gene Ontology annotation, cellular component: microtubule cytoskeleton.